Neohortaea acidophila is the source of this 2508-nucleotide messenger RNA. RefSeq lists its product as uncharacterized. The transcript has a single exon. Lineage: Eukaryota; Fungi; Ascomycota; Dothideomycetes; Mycosphaerellales; Teratosphaeriaceae. Gene Ontology annotation, cellular component: Prp19 complex; post-mRNA release spliceosomal complex; U2-type catalytic step 2 spliceosome. Gene Ontology annotation, biological process: mRNA splicing, via spliceosome; generation of catalytic spliceosome for first transesterification step. Gene Ontology annotation, molecular function: protein binding. Bases 1 to 2508 code for a protein of 835 amino acids. The record is from RefSeq and is a predicted model, not a curated record.
AUGGCGUCCGCCGCGCAAACCUCCUACCUCUACCUCGUCCACCAGAACGACGAAAUCUACGAAAACGAUGUCCUGCGCAAUCCGGGCAGCAUCAAGCCCUGGCUCGACUACGCGCAGUUCAAGCGACAAUAUGGCACCGUGCUGGAGCAAGCCUUUGUGCUGGAACGAGCGUGCGCCGCGUUGCCGCGAAGCUACAAACUUUGGAAGACGUACCUCGAGCUGCGCGUGCAUCACCUCAAGGGCAGAAGUCCUGCGCGAUGGAAGCAGGAUUUCCAGAAAGUGAAUGCGCUGUUUGAACGCGCGCUUGUCCUGCUGAACAAAAUGCCGCGCAUCUGGGAGAUGUAUCUUACUUUUCUUUGCCAACAACCCCUCGUCACCUUCACCCGACGCACAUUCGAUCGUGCACUCCGAGCACUGCCUCUCACCCAACACCAGCGCAUCUGGAACUUGUAUCGUCCUUUUGCGAAUUCCGCCGGCGGAGAAACUGGCGUGAAAAUCUGGAGGAGAUAUAUUCAACUGCACCCCGAGCAAGUCGAGGAUUUCAUCGAUGUCCUUGUGCAAGAGAAGAAGUACACCGAAGCCGUGCAGCGCUACAUCGAGAUUCUGAAUGAUCCUCGCUUCAAGUCAAAAGAAGCCAAAGGCCCAUUUCAGCACUGGACGGAGAUGCUGGAGAUCCUCAUCGAUCACGCUCGCCUUGUCCCGAAUCCCAUCCCGCUGCAGAACGGCGCAACGAUGGAUGUGGAGACCAUCAUACGCUCAGGGCUGGAGCGCUUCCCAGAUCAGAGAGGCAUUCUUUGGGUGGGGCUCGCGCGGUAUUACAUCAACCGCGGCAACUACGAACGCGCGCGAGACAUCUUCGAACAAGGCAUCACCACCGCCCUGACGCAGAGAGAUUUCAGUGUCGUAUUCGAUACAUACGCCGAGGCAGAAGAAGCCAUCAUCCAGAUCAAGCUUGAGGAUUCUGCUACGCGGCAAGAAAAGACCAAAGUGGACAUCGAUGCCGACACCGACCUGGACAUCCGAAUGAUGCGCUUCGAGCAGCUCAUGGAUCGCCGACCUUUCCUCGUCAACGACGUCUGGCUGAGGCAGAACCCCAACAAUGUGGGAGAAUGGCAGAAACGUGUGGCACUGUGGGGCGAGAAUAAGGAAAUGGUGGUGCAGACGUACACCGAUGCCAUCGCCGCCAUCAGUCCGAAGAAAGCGAAUGGCCGCUUCCACGAACUUUGGGCCAACUAUGCUAAGUUCUACGAAGUAGGUGGGGAUCUAAGGAAUGCCCGAGUGAUCAUGGAGAAGGCUGUGAAGGUCCCCUACAAGUCUGUCUCGGAGCUCGCAGAAAUGUGGACAGAAUGGGCAGAGAUGGAGCUGCGGAAUGAAAACUUCGACCAGGCCGUCAAAGUCAUGGAGACGGCUACCAAAGCCCCGAAAAAAAGCAAUGUCGACUAUUUCGACGAGACUCUCACUCCACAGCAACGCGUGCACAAAAGCUGGAAACUGUGGAGUUUCUACGUCGACCUUGUCGAGUCCGUCAGCACCCUCGCCGAAACCAAAGCAGUGUACGAACGCAUCUUCGAACUCCGCAUCGCCACCCCCCAAACCGUCGUCAACUACGCCAACCUGCUGGAAGAACAUGGCUACUUCGAAGACUCCUUCAAAAUCUACGAGCGCGGCCUUGACCUAUUCACCUACCCUGUCGCCUUCGAACUAUGGAACCUCUACCUCACCAAAGCCGUCGACCGCCACAUCUCCAUCGAGCGCCUGCGCGACCUCUUCGAGCAAGCCGUCGAAGACGUGCCCCCCAAAUUCGCCAAACCCCUGUACCUCAUGUACGGCGCGCUGGAAGAGGAGCGCGGCCUCGCGCGCCACGCAAUGCGCAUCUACGACCGCGCCACGCGCGCCGUCGCCGAUGCCGACCGCGCCGAAAUGUUCUCCUUCUACCUCACCAAAUCCGCUUCCAACUUCGGCCUCGCUUCCACGCGCCAGAUCUACGAGCGCGCCAUCGCCGCCCUCCCCGAUGCCGAGGCGGCGAGCAUGUGCGUCAAGUUUGCGGAGAUGGAGCGCCGGCUCGGCGAGAUCGAUCGGGCGCGCGCGAUCUGGGGCCACGCGAGCCAGUUCUGCGAUCCGAGGGUUGAUGCUGGGUUUUGGAAGAAGUGGGAGGCUUUCGAGGUGCAGCAUGGGAAUGAGGAUACGUUCAAGGAGAUGCUGCGGAUUAAGCGCAGCGUGCAGGCCAAGUUUAAUACGGAUGUGAGCUUUAUUGCUAGUCAGGCUGUUGCGAGGCAGCGGGCUAUGGAAGCUGGAGAGGAGGAGGGAGAAGAGGAGGAGGAGCAAGGGGUGGGUGGGGAGAAGGCGGAUGCCAUGGCUGCGUUGGAGAGGCAGGCCCGAGCGCCUGUGGGUUUUGUCGCGGCGAGCAGUGGACCAGAGGGCGGGAACCGGCCUAAACAGGCUGCGCGAGAGGAGGAUGCAGCGGCGGUCAAGAAUGCAGAUGAAGUGGAUAUCGAUGAUGAUCUGUAA